Molecule: messenger RNA, 2922 nt
Organism: Folsomia candida
Lineage: Eukaryota; Metazoa; Arthropoda; Collembola; Entomobryomorpha; Isotomidae
Product: zinc transporter 2
Exons: 12
Coding region: 818-2191 (457 amino acids)
Biological process (GO): zinc ion transmembrane transport; response to zinc ion
Cellular component (GO): plasma membrane
Molecular function (GO): zinc ion transmembrane transporter activity
Source: RefSeq, a predicted model, not a curated record
CAUUAUAGAAAGAGCCCAUACAAUCUCAUUCAACAACCACUUGUUUUUUCUAACUAUUUAGUUGCCUGCUAUUCACUCGAUUAAGGAAUGUACAAAUGUACAGCUAUGUGGGAAGUAUAAAGUCGGUCCACUGCUGCUCCGUGUUUGGCUUUCUCCCAACUUUUACCCACUCUUUCUCCUCGUUGCAACUUCUGGAGGUGUUUCUGCUCGAGAUUAAUGUGCUGCCUAAAAAUAUCUGGGUAUCAAGGCUGAGAGAAUAGUGGUACUAAUUAAUUUCGAGGGAGGUGAGACAUGUUGUUGGGUGAUUUAACAACCUCCAUAAAUUUUUUACCCUCUGUUGGACUCUCAACGCUACAGAUAGAUGUGCACGUUAAUUAAAUAAACUGGAUUAAUUGUUGGGAGGGCGAGAAGAAGGUUGAGCAGGGUAACAACUCUGGUUCAUUACUACAAUUUAACGAUGUGUUAAUAAAUUGGCGAGUGACGUUGAACGAAUCGUUAUGGUUUAACAGUUUGACAACUUAUUUGUGACGACUGCCAUAUAUGGAAUAGAAAGAGCUCACACGACACGGAACGAUGACUUUAAUAAGGACUACCGAAAAUAUAAGCACAAAUACAAGAACAAAUAUUUAUAAUUGAAUUUUUUCUAUCCUCAAUUUGACCCGAGAGAACAAAGUCAAGGAAAUUCGGGUGGACAUGGCAAAUUGUAUAUGAACAUUGUGUGCUUAAUUCCUUCACUAAAUACCAAAGUCACCGUUACAACUUACAACUGGAGAAAGUCACUGCUCAAUUCACGCGGACGGAACAGACGAACAUCAAAAUGUCAAAAAUACCUUAUGAACAGCUGCAAGACUCUCACGCGAGGAUGUAUGGGGACAACACGGCGUCGAGUGGGGUUCUGGACAAUGGGGAGCAACGACCACCCCACCUCUGCACCUGCCAGGGCGACACACCACCUCGCAGACCCUGCGGCACAUGCAACACCUUCCCACCCCCCACCCCCGGCCUCUCCAUCAUCAUCCAAGAUUCUGGUGAACACUGCCACGAUGAUGAGCAACAGUUUAAAACAGACAAGGUAGCGAGGAGAAAACUGUGGAUUGCCAGCGUCUUGUGCGUCGUUUUCAUGGUGGGGGAAGCGGUUGGAGGGAUGCUUGCAGGCAGUUUGGCUGUGGCUACUGACGCUGCACAUUUGCUGACAGACUUUGCCGGAUUUAUGAUAUCAUUGUUCGCUCUUUACAUUAGUGAAAGACCUGCAACGAAAAGACUAAGCUAUGGGUAUCACCGUGCAGAAGUGAUUGGUGCACUAACAUCCGUCCUCUUGAUUUGGGUCGUUACUGGGAUUCUUGUAUACUUGGCUGUUCAGCGUGUAGUUCUACAAGAAUUUGAAAUUGACUCAUCAAUUAUGCUGAUAACUUCCGGAAUUGGUUUGAUUGUCAAUGUCAUAAUGGGUUGCACACUUCAUCAGCACGGUCAUGGUCAUUCUCAUGGCGGGGGCAGUGGCGGUGGGGGGCACACUCAUGGUCAUUCCCAUGGCCCUGCGGUUCUACCUGCAGAUCAAAAGUCUGCGGAAGUGAAGAACAACAGUUACGUUCCUGGGAGUGUAGAGGAUCUUGAACGGGCGGAAGAACAGGCGAGUCAUGCGAGCAGUGGUGAGCAUGACGAGUCUUCCUGCAGCUCAAACUCCACCCAAGUCUCCAUUUCGAAACAGCAGAACAUUAACGUCCGAGCAGCCUAUAUUCACGUGAUCGGAGAUUUCUUACAAAGCGUGGGUGUCUUUGCGGCCGCGUUAACCAUUUACUUCCAGCCAAAGUGGACAAUUAUUGACCCAAUUUGCACAUUUUUGUUUUCAAUUCUGGUCAUGGGGACAACCUUUGCUAUAAUUAAAGACGCGUUAGUUGUUUUGAUGGAAGGAGCUCCAAAAGGCAUUGAUUUUAAUGAAGUAAGGGAAACCUUGUUAAGCGUACGAGGUGUAUGCAAAGUCCACAAUCUUAGGAUAUGGUCGCUAUCAAUGGACAAGAUUGCUGUGUCGGCGCACCUUGCUGUUGAACCUGGAAGUCACAGUGCAAACAGCAUUUUACGCAAAUCAUCUCAACUGGUAAAAACGAAGUAUGGUUUCUGUGAAGUCACGAUCCAAAUUGAAGAUUUCAAUGAAAGCAUGCAAGACUGCCGGAAAUGUCAAGAACCCCGAAAUUGAGAUUACAAUGAAUGUCCAUCCCCUCGGUGCCUCAACAAUAGCAACGUAACGAAAUAAUGAGUUAUAGAUCUUCCAGUCAAUGGAACAGAGAUUAUUAUUGCCAACUCAGUUAGUGCAGAUUCUUUUUUAUCUUUCUCACUCGAGACUUGCUGAAAAUCGGCUACUAUGAAGUUACUACUUAUUUUCUAAAUAUGAACAAUUGUACAGUUCGCCAAAUCUCUAGUAAAGAAAAUAUGUUGGAUAAGCUACGCCCGUCCGGUAUAAAAUUAAGUAAAGCUAUAAUUCUUCCAGGUAUCCUUCUUUAAUGACAUAUCAUGUUAAAAGUAUGUAAUGUCCAGUCAUGAUAGAUACCAGUACUAGUGUAGUCAGGAGGGGGUCAUUCCACGCACACACUCUCUACAUACAAUUAUAAGGUACAUAUCUUAACUAGAUAUCUAGUUUUCACAUCCAAAGUAAGGUUAUUCCAUUCCAUGCGUGUCUGUGAUUUUUACGGAAAUACAUAGUCGUAACUAUUAUAUAUAAGGACCUUUUUGUCAUAUGAAUAAUAUCUACAAGAUAUAAAAAAAUAGACAACAUUUAUAUGUAUGUAGAAAUCCAAAGUUAAAUUAAUGAAUAUGUAGUUGUAGUAGGCAUCAUGACAUGUCAAAAAGUCCAAUAUAUAUUGAACAACUGAUGCAUAAAAACCAGAAUAAACGGAGAUUCUCAAAUUCUUAUACCUCCUCCACUAAAAA